Seminavis robusta is the source of this 2283-nucleotide messenger RNA. The record is from the annotation of a GenBank genome assembly. NCBI's taxonomy places the organism in Eukaryota, Bacillariophyta, Bacillariophyceae, Naviculales, Naviculaceae.
AUGAUGCGAUCUUCGGUUGUCCAACGAAUGCUCGGUCGAGCAGUAGCCUCGUCACAUGGCAACAUUUCGACUACUACAAGUACUAGUACCAUUUCUGUUGUCCCCACCAUGUCUGUCAUGUCGUCGACGAACCGCCAAUUCCAUUUUGGAUCCACCGACUACUCCAGGACCUUUCGGAACCUGCCCAAACCAGACAUAGAAGCUCUACGAAACAGUUCCACCGAAUACCUACAGUCGUUUGAUCCAAAGCUAUGGUAUGAUGAGCCGAUCACGUCACUCUUGAAUGGCUCCAAACUCCCUGGCACUACUGGUACCAAAGUCGAUACCACCGAUGCCUUUGGCAAUGUCAAUGGGAGUCAGUACCUUGCCACACCCGAACAAGUGGCACAACUCAAACAGCACAUUGCCACCUACACAGCAAAAGCCAACAACAGCAACAACAACAAUACUACUACUAUCACGAAAGAUCUACGACAACCACUGCGCAAAAUUGAACACGCGCUGCUCACGGAACACACGGGAUUUCUCAUUGGCAAUCAAUGCCUCGAUUUUGGAAAACAAGAUGGGAUUACCGAAUUGGAAGAAUCCAUCAUGGCCAAUACAGUCGAACAACGAUUGAAUGAUCUCGUGCUAAGUCAAGAACAGCAAGGCAAAAUCUAUAUCCAAAGACAACCCAUUUAUGUCAGUUGUGUUUCCAACUUUACCAAUUUUCUCGAUUUGUUUCGUAAAACCAUUCGAUCCAUCGAAGUGGGCAUUCCCGCUGUCAUUCUCGGACGAUCCAAUACACAACAACAUGCCUAUCGAUGGACACUAUUACUAGCGGAACUACUCGCACAAGAAGGCGUCGAUCCGGGCAUGUUGACCUUUCUCUCUUGUUCGCUAGACGACAUUAAAGAUAUUACACAAUCCUGUCCCGCGGGGAACCUCUAUGCCACGUGCAGUCGGGCAUUGGCCGCCGAUAUGAUGGCGGGAUAUCCCAAAACGGUGGCAUCCACGGGAGGCCCCAAUACACUUGUCACAACCGAAUGGAACGAGAAAGUGGCGGCAGCCGUACAAAUAUCCGCCUCGAUUGAAUGUGCGGGACAGUGCACGGCGUUGCGACAUGUAGUGGCACCCCCCACUGUGGAUGAUGCCUCCAUAAAGCAAGUCUUUGAUGGCAUUAAAGAAAUUCCCACACCUCAAUUUGCUGUGGAAAAUGCACUGUUUGAUGGCGUCUUUCGGGACCAUCAAGGGAGUGUUGCACCCUCCAAUGAUGACAGUUACACGCAUCACGACAAGGUGGAUGCGUACUUUCGUGUGGGAGACGAACCACCCGUGACGGGGGACGACGAUUUGCCCGAGUAUUGGCGCAAGGUUGUCGUGGAUUUUUCCAAAAUGGACUUGUCGAAACCCAACAUUGACAAACUCGCUGCGUGGCUCAACAAGCAUCAACCCAUUUCGUUGGCGAUCAAUGGUCCCCGUGACCAGGUCUUUGAGUUGGGUGUGCAGCUCUUUGACAAGACGGGGAUGGUGGUCUACACCAUUGGAAGUACCGAUGAUGAAGAGCAUCCUCCAGCAUUGACGUGUCAAGCACGUCCCCAAGAAGCAGAAGUCUUUGGUGAAUUCCCACCGCGGAGCAGGUUGACCGAGUACACACGGUACCCAGUGGUGGUCCCCAGCUCUACGCCAAGCUAUGAUGCGGAGUAUUCCAAGGACUAUCUAACGUCGUUGGCUGUGGAUGAAUUCUUCAACAAAAGCUCCAAGGCGCUUCUGGAGGAUAUCCAAGAUGGUGCCACUCGUGGCUUUUGUGUGGAAGUGAUCAGGUACUUGCAGGAUGCCACCAUGAAGAACCCAAAGAUGGGCUUUGGAACUUCCAGAACUGCUCUUUGGGGAUUGCAACGACCACCCAUUGGAACCAAAACAUGGAUUCGAUGUGGCGUGAACGCAUCUUGGGAUGACCUGGCACCCGUCUACAUGUUGUUCCAUACCACCAAUGCCCAAGAGCAGGUGGAACUCUCGAUUGAUCCUGCCAAUGAUUCUAUUGAGGCUCUUUGCAUCAAACAUGGUCUUGCCUACACGUCAGAAACAGAAGAAUCCUUCUCGAGCAAAGAGUAUCAACCUGGCGAACUCUUCAAUAUUGUUCCUGUUCGUGGCGGCGAAUCUUCGGGAUCCUUUCCCAUGGCAGGACAGUUUGUCAGUCUGUAUUUCCCCUUGGGACACAUCAAGAGCACAAUGCCCAAGGAUCAUGAGUUCUCCACCAAAUUGGAUCAGCUUUCCAACAAAUGGCUGACAACACUGUUUUAG